This is a messenger RNA of Erpetoichthys calabaricus (reedfish), 1377 nucleotides long. Its product is annotated as olfactory receptor 10A6-like. Gene Ontology annotation, molecular function: G protein-coupled receptor activity; olfactory receptor activity. Lineage: Eukaryota; Metazoa; Chordata; Cladistia; Polypteriformes; Polypteridae. Gene Ontology annotation, biological process: G protein-coupled receptor signaling pathway. The coding region runs from base 19 to 1095 and encodes 358 amino acids. The record is from RefSeq and is a predicted model, not a curated record. Gene Ontology annotation, cellular component: membrane. The transcript is spliced from 2 exons.
UGUGGUGAGUGGAAGGUGAUGUAUCAUUCUCAUAAGAAUAAAUUACGAAGAAAAAUGAAUCAGGGGCAGUAUGAUCUCAAAGAUAUGCAAAUGAAUGGAUCCAAAAUGGUCACAGAAUUUGAACUGGUGGGGUUUCCGGGUCUCCUAGACUACAACUUAGUUCUCUUUGUUGGAUUCCUUCUACUGCUGUUAAUCACACUAACGGCUAAUCUCCUCAUCCUCUUUCUGGUUUCGCUGGACCACCGUCUUCACACACCCAUGUACUUUUUUCUGUGUAAUUUAUCCCUGCUAGACCUACUGGUGGCAACAUCAAUUCUUCCGAAACUUCUGGCAGUUCUUUCUGGAUAUGCCAAAACCAUUUCAUUUGCUGGUUGCUUUGCACAAAUGUAUUCCUUAGUGUCAUUUGGGACAACAGAAAACUGUUUGGUGGCAGCGAUGGCGUAUGACCGGUACAUUGCUGUUGUUAAGCCAUUACAUUAUAAUGUGAUUAUAAAUUUCAGAAAAUGCAUGUUGAUAAUGACGAUAGUGUGGAUACUGGGAUUUCUUAUCCCACUUGGGUUUCUAAUUUUAGUUGUUCAAUUGCCUUUCUGUGGUUCAAAUAAAGUCAUGCACUGUUUCUGUGACUAUCCAAGUGUUCUUUCCCUGGCUUGUGCUGACAUUAGUGCCCAUGCCAAUUCAGCAUUUGGUGCUGCUAUGAUAUCAAAUUAUGUACCUUUACUUUUUGUACUGUGGACAUAUGUCAGAAUUGUAAUUUCUGUGUUAAAACUUAAAACAACGGAGAGUCUAGCAAAGGCCUUUUCAAUGUGCUCUUCACAUAUCACUGUGGUGCUGAUGUAUUAUGUGUCUGCCUUUGUCGAUUAUGCAGCAUUAAAAAUUGAAGGACUCUCGUAUGACACAAGAAUUUUUAUUGCAGGUUUGAAUUGCUUUUUAAUGCCGAUGGUAAACCCUAUGAUUUAUAGCUUAAGAAAUGAAAAGAUGAAGGCUGCUGCAAGAAAAUUCAUCAGCCUCAAUUUCCUUUUUCCAAAAAAUGUUAAAAAUUCAAUUAAUGCUACUGACAAGGUUUUAUCAAAAAAUGGCAUAACAUUUUCUUCAUGAAUGCACUCUGCUCUCUUACGGUGACAUCAAUCUAUCUUGCUAAUGUCACUGAUUACAUUUUGUAUCAUAUGUCCUAUUUUCUGUUUAUAUAUUUAAAAAAAGCAAACAAACUCUUAUGGACCUGCGUGUUGCUUUUUCAAAGUUUAAAGGUCAUUAUGUUUUUGCUUCUAUCAUCAUUUUUAAAAUUUACACCCAAAGUAUUUUAAAUAACUGCACCCAACUCUAGCACGGCUUUCUUCAGAAAUCCGGUUGACUAGGUUUGUACGCAGACCGGUCUUUGUU